AUCAGAUAGAGUUGAAAAUGAAGGUGAUAACCAGACGGCCUCAAAACCAGCUAAUCAGGAGAAAGUUGAAAAGAAAUCAAGCAAAGAAAAAACAGAAGAUGAGAUUCUUUCAAGGAUCGAGGUACUGGAAAAGGCUACAGAAAGUGUGGAAAGCCUCAAAGAGAAGGAAGUGCAUGCACCUGACCUAGUUGUUCCAGAAUGGGAACUUGAAUGUAAUUUUAAUCCUGUGCAUGCUGAGAAUAGUACGAGAAAACAUCCAAUAUGGACAACUUUGGGAGGGGACAACAUUCCAUCACAUGUUGACCCAUGCAUGUUUAAUGAAGAUAAUGCAGGAAAAUCCAUCUAUAAUCUAUAUUUAAGAAAUCCAGAUUUUUUCGUUGCUGGAGAACUUCAUAAUCAAUUUUGUCAAUGGGAAAAAAUUUUGUUUGAAAAUGAUACAUCUAACCAGGUUAAAAAUUGGAUAAAAAAUGGUGUUGAUGUAACAGACUUUUUUACACAUUUUAGAGGUAACUUUAGGGGCAGUAGUUACAACUCCUUGCUUCCUCCUAAAAGAUUUUUUCAUAAUUCACCAGUUUGUAAACAAUUCAAAGAAUUUAUUUGCUCUGAAUUGUAUGAAAGGAUAGUAAAUGGAUCAUUGUCAGUAGUUGGUAAAAUUGGAGAAUGCGAGCUUCCACAUACCAUUAUGCCAUUAACUGUAGAACCAACAAAACCAAGACUUUGUCAUGAUGAUAGGUAUAUUAAUCUUUGGACGAAAGAUAUGCCUUUUCAGUUGGAAAAUUUAAAACAUGUACCCAGAAUGGUUGAAAAAGAUAUGAAAAUGAUAACCUGUGAUGAAAAAUCAGGAUAUGAUCAUGUUAACUUGUGUCAAAAUUCUAGGAAAUAUUUUGGAAUACAGUUUGGAGGUUGGGUUCUUACAUACAACACAUUACCAUUUGGCUGGAAAGCAUCUCCAUACAUUUAUCAGACCAUAGGCAUGCAAGUAACAAAUUAUUUAAGAAGUAAAAAUAUAUAUAAUAUACAGUACAUAGAUGAUAGACUAGCAAUUGAAUCUACAAAGGUUAACAUAACAGAAGUUGCAUAUGUUUUACUUGAAUUACUUACAAAGUUAGAAUAUACUCUUUCCUGGAAGAAAAGUCAAUUUGUACCAUCUCAGAUUGUUAGAUAUUUGGGUUAUUUUAUUGAUUCUUCCAAGAUGGCAUUUUUCUUACCAGAUGAAAAAAAGAUUUCAUUUUCACAAUUAAGAGAAUCUAUAUUGUUAUCAAGAUUUGUUGAUAUUAGAACUUUACAAAGAUUUGCUGGAAAGUGUAUUUCAUUUUGCUUAGUUGUUCCAGCAGCUAAAUUGUAUUGUAGAGAAGUUAAUAGAUCGAUUUCUUGUGGCAUGAAGAAUUCUCAAAUGAUUAAAGUUGAAAAUUCUCUGAAAGAAGAGUUAGAACACUGGAGGUUUAUAGACACUUGGGGGGGUUGUAUGACUUGGAGACUAGAAACUCAUAAGCAAAUAAUCUUAGCGACAGAUUCAUCAGGUUUUAAAUAUGGUGGAAAAAUGUUGUCUGGUAAACUGGAAGGAUUGAGUUUAAGUGAUUUUUGGAGUAACGAUGAUAGUAGACCGAUUCAUCUGAAGGAAGCUGAAGCAGUAUAUAAUGUAUUAUAUAGUUGCAAGGAGAAUAUUAAGAAUUCAAGGGUAGAUGUAUUGUGUGAUAAUAUGGCUGUUGUAAAUUCAUGGGCCAAUCAAGGAGGAAAAGAUAAACAGCUAACUGACAUUAUGAAACAGUUAUUUCAAUUUGUUUAUGAAUGUAACAUUUCACUGAAUUUACAGUAUGUACAAUCAAAACUGAAUGUGGCAGAUGAACCUUCCAGGUCAAUUUCUUUGUCAGAUAGCAUGUUGAGUGAGACAUCCUGGGCUUAUGUUGAGCAGUUGUUUGGCCCACAUACUGUAGAUCUCAUGAGUUUAGAUUCUAAUUGUAUGAAAGAUAGAUAUGGAAAAUUACUGAGGCAUUUUACACCUUACCCAACACCUUUAUCUGGUGGUGUAAAUGUUUUUGUUCAAAAUGUGAAUGAUGAAGAAAAUCCUUAUGUUUUUCCUCCUUUUCAAAUGAUAUUUCCAUUGUUGUCAUUGCUGAAAGAAAAAAAUGUAAAACAUUGUACAAUGGUUUUACCAAUUUUUCAAGAAAAACCAGUCUGGUGGCCUUUUUUACAUGCACACUGUAUUUCAAAAACAGUAUUGGGAAGAAAAGGUGAUGUUAGAGUACUAAAGGUGCCAACAUCCAAAGGUUUUAUAAAUGAUGUAAAGGGAUUGAAAAAUGACUUGGGUGUCUUUAGAUUACAAUUUAGAUGAAGUGUGUAUAGUUUUUAG
Saccostrea cuccullata (small rock oyster) is the source of this 2350-nucleotide messenger RNA. RefSeq lists its product as uncharacterized. Lineage: Eukaryota; Metazoa; Mollusca; Bivalvia; Ostreida; Ostreidae. The coding region runs from base 311 to 2332 and encodes 673 amino acids. The transcript is spliced from 2 exons. The record is from RefSeq and is a predicted model, not a curated record.